Colletotrichum higginsianum IMI 349063 is the source of this 837-nucleotide messenger RNA. Its product is annotated as Haloacid dehalogenase-like hydrolase. Gene Ontology annotation, molecular function: phosphatase activity. The record is from RefSeq and is a predicted model, not a curated record. NCBI's taxonomy places the organism in Eukaryota, Fungi, Ascomycota, Sordariomycetes, Glomerellales, Glomerellaceae. Bases 1 to 837 code for a protein of 278 amino acids. The transcript has 2 exons.
AUGGCUUCCCACGAGAAAGACUUUCCCGCAAUUCGCGCUUGCAUUUUCGACAUGGACGGACUGCUUAUCAACUCUGAAGACAUAAUCACAUUAUGCACGAACCAUGUUCUUGAAAAACAUGGAAGGCCGGCCUUUACUCAGUCAAUUAGAGCCCAACUCAUGGGCGUCCCGGACUCGACAAACGGCGAUGUAUUCCACAACUGGGCAAAAUUACCUGUAACCCGCCAGCAAUUCGCUCAUGAAUUGAAAGAACAAUUGCGACUUCACUUUCCGGAGUGCAAGCCGCUUCCUGGCGCGGAAGAGCUGUUGUCCAAUCUCAGUCGUGCGCACAGUGCUUCGUCUGGGGAAAGAAUUCAGCUGGCAUUGGCAUCCAGCACCAAGACUGAUACCUAUAAGCUAAAAACUUGUAGACCGGAGACGAAACGGCUGCUUGACAACUUCCAGGCCGAUAGGCGGAUCUUGGGUGACGAUCCGAGAGUACGACAGGGCCGAGGGAAGCCAGCCCCUGACAUAUACCUACUUGCGCUAGAGUCUAUCAACUCAGUGGCAUGCUCUGGCCAGAGAUCAAUACAACCUAACGAGUGUUUGGUGUUUGAAGACAGUGUGGCUGGGGUAGAAGCGGGAAGACGCGCCGGGAUGAGAGUUGUUUGGGUGCCGCAUCGGGAUGUGGCGGCUGAAUAUGAAGCAAGAGAAAAAGACGUGCUGGCUGCGAGGUCGGGAAUGUUCGGGCUCGGAGAUGAUGGGCAGCUAGGGGAGACUGAUGAUGGCUGGGCCGAAAGCAUGCCGAGCCUGGGACAUUUUGAUUACAAGAAGUACGGAAUCAACAUGUCAUCCUGA